Molecule: messenger RNA, 1471 nt
Organism: Triticum urartu
Lineage: Eukaryota; Viridiplantae; Streptophyta; Magnoliopsida; Poales; Poaceae
Source: RefSeq, a predicted model, not a curated record
AUGUGGCCACGUCCGUGCAUUGCCGGCAUUAUCACAACGAUCUACUCCACUUGAUUGAGCAGGUCCAUCCAUCCAACGGGUUGCGUUUUAUUUUAUUAAGGGCCAGAUCGGUGGUUAGAGUGGCUCAUUGGCGAUCGAUCGAGGUCGCUCACACUAUCACGCAGCUAGAGCUAGUGCUCGGCCAUGGCCGAGGCGAGCAAGCGCAUCGACCUCGCCGCGCCGCUGCUCUCCGUGCGGCGCCACGGCGGGUUGGGCCUGGGCGGCGCGUUGCGGUACGGCGAACGCUGCGACGAUGCCACCCCCCGCCCCGGAGGCGUGCCGUUCGGGUGGGAGCGCCGGCCCGGCCACCCCAAGGGCGUAGGCACGCCACCGCUGCCCGGGCCGGACCAGGAGGCCGCGGUGCGCUUCUCGGACGCGCUCUCCCGCCCCGACAGCUGCUACACCGUGAGCUGCAGCGACGCGGCCGGCGCGACGGCGUCGGCGGCCCCGAGCCCGAGCCCCCGCGGCAGCGUCAUGAUGGACCGCUUCUUGCUGGCGGCCAAGGAGCAGUGCGUCUUCCGGAAGGCCGCCACCGCUGCUGCCAACACGCGCACCCCCACCAGCGACAGGUUGCCGGGGCGCCUCCCUGUCCAGCACCUGCCGGCGAGCCACGUCCACGUGCAGCGUAACCAUGUAAAGGACGCGGACGGCAACGGGGAGGACGACGAGUGGGAGGUGCACAGCACGGCGGGCUUCGCGUCCAAAAGGAAGUGCGGGCUGCUCCCCGCGCGGUGCGCCAAGAGCGCCCUGCUGCUCCUGAACCCGGCGCGGUCCACGAUGAGGCGCCGCCGAGGCGCGCGACGCUUCCUGUCCGGCUGCGGCAGCAGCCGGCGCGAGACGAACCCGCUCCUGCCGCGGGUCGGGCAGCACCCUGAUCUCGACGCUGGCACGGUCACGGGAAGCAGCUGGGAGGAGGUGUACAUCAGCUCGCUGCGGCGAUCGGACCGAGGCGCCGUGCAUCCCAAGGCCACCCCAUCUUGGCCUGCUCCUGGUCCUCGACGGGGCCGACGGCGGUGCGGCCUCGCCGCUGCCGCCUCCCCAAUCCCAAGUUGCGUUCCCGCCGCCCUACCUCCCUCGCAGGAGAGGACCAUGGCUCGCCGUGACGACAAGAUGGUGCUCGCAUUGCCGUCGCCCAAGACGCCAUCGGAGUCGUGGCUCUCGCGUACGCUGCCGACCGUGUCGUCGAACAGGCUGACGGCCACUUCGUUCAUGGGGCUCCACGUGCAGCAGCUCAGGAAUCAGCGCGCUCCGUCUCGCUGGUGCUCCAGCGAUCAGGCCAAGGUUGUCGAUCAUGGCGCCAGGCCACGGCAGAUACGAAUAUAUGAUCCUUGCUAGUGUAGUUGCAUCCAUUUGGUUAUGAUCUGGUCAUGCGUUGCUCCACAGCUCAAUCUCUAGUAAAAGUAAUAAGCUCAUCCUGCUGCUCAGUUGCGUC